This is a messenger RNA of Trichoderma reesei QM6a, 387 nucleotides long. RefSeq lists its product as uncharacterized. The record is from RefSeq and is a predicted model, not a curated record. Gene Ontology annotation, molecular function: deaminase activity. The coding region runs from base 1 to 387 and encodes 128 amino acids. The transcript is spliced from 3 exons. Gene Ontology annotation, cellular component: cytosol; mitochondrion. Lineage: Eukaryota; Fungi; Ascomycota; Sordariomycetes; Hypocreales; Hypocreaceae.
AUGUCCGGAAAAGAAGCCGUCCUCACCUCCAACGCCCCCAAGCCGCUGCCCGGCAUCUACAGCCAGGCCAUCAAGGCCAAUGGCAUGGUCUUUGUCUCGGGCGCCGUGCCCAUGGAUCCCGUCACCAUGCAGCUCAUUGACGGCGACAUUCAGGCUCACACGCACCAAUGCAUCAAGAACCUCUCCGCCAUCCUCGAGGCCGCCGGCUCCAGCCUGGAAAAGGUCGUCAAGGUCAACGUCUUCCUGGCCGACAUGGGCGACUUUGCCAAGAUGAACGAGGUGUACAGCACGUACUGGGGCGAUGUCAAGCCCUGCCGGACAUGCGUGGCUGUCAAGACGCUGCCCCUGAACACCGACGUCGAGAUUGAGUGCACUGCUGUCCUGUAG